AUGAGGUUUAUGAAUAUUGAUUUCAACCUACAUUGCAUUUUAGCGUUUUUCUUUUGCUUGAUCCUUAAUCUCAUUAAAGCUAGAGAAUUAGAGAUGAAUAAUGACUACUACAUCAACAAUGAAAAUAUGAAUAAGCUCGAUUAAAAUACUCCCCAAUGUCCAUCAUAGCAUUAAAAGUACUUAGACAAUUAAAAAACUAUCGUUAUAAUAAAAAUUAGCAACAACUAGGAAAUGGGUAAUCAACUAUUUAAAUAUGCUGCUGGCUAUUGUUUAGCCAAGAAUACUAACUCGAGUAUUGUUUUGAUUUAAGAUAUGUUUGAAAACGAAUUUAGAUAGACUGAUAAAGUUUAAAAUCGUUCAAUAAUAGAUGAAUUUGAUAUUGAAUAUGAUCAGAUAUUAAAUCAGUGUGAAGCUGAUUUUGCAAAAACUGGUAGUAUGAUUGUAAAUAACAGGAAUAUCUUAGAUAUCAAAGGCAAACAAAAGACUAAUAUGUAUUUAGAAGGAGAAUUUAUAAAUUAAGCAGUGAUUGAUGACUGUAGUUAGGAGAUAAAAAGAAUGCUGAAAUCUGAUUCUAAAUUAAAUAAGUCAAAGAGGUAUACUAAUAUUAAGAAAACUAUAAUUGAUCCAAAUUACAUAGGGGUAGCAGUUUAUAUUAGAAAAGGCGAUAUUAAUCAAUUUACAGAGGAUUAUAAUAAAACUCCAAUAACUUUUCACAUUAGGGCAAUGCAAUUUGUUGCAAAUCAUUUAUAUAAAAGAAGCAAAACAUAAAUACCAAUAUUUCUGUUGUUCUCUGAUGAUCAUUUAUGGGUAUAAAACCUUUUUGUAAACACGGCCAAUGCAUAUGUUAUCUCUAAUUAAAAUACAACUAUUUUUCAAGAAUUUUAUUUGAUGGCAUAAUGCAAGCAUUUUAUUAUACCAGUAAGCACUUAUAGUUGGUGGCCUGCUUUUAUAAGUGAUUAUCCUGAUAAAAUAGUAGUGUCUCCCAAAUUUGAUUGGCCACAUUAAUUCAACUUUGAUUGGUAUGAUGAGCCUUAAGAUAGAAGUGCUAUUACAGGUGAUUAGAGUUUAUAAAGAUAGCCAGGCUGGUAUACUAUAAAUUAGUUUGUUAUUUAUGACUCUCCAGAAAUCAUUUAAAGAGUAGAUUAUGAGACAGAUUCUUAUUUAAUUGAAAAUAUAGAUUAUAGCUCCAAAGAAGAGACUAUAAACGAAAUUUAAUCUGAUGAGUAUAAUCUGAAUGAAUAACCCAUAGAUAUAAAUUAUAUUGAGAAUACAUAAUAAGCAAAAGACAAAGUAAAUAAAAGAAAAAGACCAAUUUUAAUUGUAUCUCGAGUUAAAAAGGAUGGGUUAGGUAAUUAAUUGUUUAAUUAUGCAGCAGGCUAUGCCUUAGCAACAAAACUAGGAUAUCAAGUGUAUUUGGUAGAUGAACUAUUAGAUUUAGAUCGAGCCAGAAGUACUGAUGAAAAAUCAAGAGAUUACCAGCUUAACCAGUUUGACUUGCAAUAUACUAAAAUAAUAAGCGAAAAGUAAAGUAGUUAAUUUCUUAGAAAAGGAGCGGUCAAAGUAAGUGCUAAUUCAUUUUUCAAUAUACUUGAUGGGAGAUUAAAAAUAAGCAACAAGAACAUUUUCUUUCUUGGGUAUUUUUUAAAGACUUCUUACUUCAAGGAAUAUGAAAAUGAUAUUAAAGCAAUGGUCAGAUCAGAUAGUAAAUUGAAUAAAUCCUAGAACUAUCUUAUAUGGGAGAAAUAAAUAUAAGAUACUAUGUCAGUUGCUGUUCAUGUUAGAAUAGGAGAUUUAGUAAAUUUCUAUCAAAAUGAAAAUAGAGCUAUUUCAUUGCAAUAUCAAAUUAGAGCUAUGCAAUUUAUAGCAGAUAAACUAAAAGAAUUUUCCAAAGAAUAUCCAAUAUUCUAUGUAUUCAGCGAUGAUCAUAAAUUUGUUAGAAACUCCUUUCAUCUAUAAGCUAAUGUGAAGAUUGUCUCAGAUGGUAAUCUAACAAGUGUUGAGGAAUUUUUCUUGAUGAUAAAAUGUAGACACUUUAUUAUUCCAACUACCACAUUCAGUUGGUGGGCUGCUUUUGCUUCUAAUUAUUAAAACAAGAUAGUUGUAACGCCUGAAUACGAUUGGCCUCAUUAAUUUAAUUUCAAGAGAUUUAAGUAACCCUAGGCAUAUUUGAAUAAGCCAGAUAAAUCUAGUUGGAGAUUAAUGAGGCAAGAUGAUUGGUAUGUAAUAAAUCAAUUUUAUAUUUCAUCAUAGCCUCCAAUUAAAUUCAAAGAGUAUAUGGCUAGAUAAAUAAAAUGA
Stylonychia lemnae is the source of this 2295-nucleotide messenger RNA. The record is from the annotation of a GenBank genome assembly. NCBI's taxonomy places the organism in Eukaryota, Ciliophora, Spirotrichea, Sporadotrichida, Oxytrichidae.